AUGGCUCAAGUCGCCAGACGCGGUGACGACAGCAUCUUGACCUGGCUCGAACAGGUCAUUCCAGUCUGCGAACAGCCUCUUUUGAACCCGCCUUCCAUCCAGAUCGCGCCACCUAAGAAGCGCAAACGGUCUUCCGCCGUCACCAACCGUCACGCCCUUGCCUCUCCCCCGCCUUCGAUGAGCGCCGUCUCCCGCAUGAGUACCCGGACCCCGACGAGGAGGAAGCGCCGGGCAGCAGCGGAAGAUGGGGACGAUGACGCACCGGUCGACCUGGAAACUACACCACGACAACGAGGAGAUUACCCAGCUUGGUCAAUACUCGCCCCUCCUCGGCUCUUUUCUACACCCCAGGCAGCAUGGGAAUCGAGUAGUGUCCAGUCGGCCACGAGCUCUGGCGUCUCUACAAGGUCGGGCCAGCACUCUCCAAGUAAGGAAUUGGCGAGGCUUGCCCUGGGCCCCGGUGCCCUUGUCACGCAACCCCUGGCCCUGACGGAAGCAUUGCCACCGAUGCUGUUUGAUAUGCUUAAAGAUGCUCUUAAAAAAGAGGCAGAAACCAGACGCACCUUCGAGAUUUAUCAACAUAUGUUUGUUCCGAACGAGGCGCGUGAUCUACUAGGCCCGACUCCGUCAGUCUCUGAGGUGAUGGACAUUGUGGAGGACGCACGUCGCUGCAAUUCGAGGGUCGAAUACGAAGAUGGUUGGAUAUCCGGCGUCCAUUUCCCGCUCCUGCGUCUUGCUCUUAACGGGAAAAGAGGGCCCGCCAGUGAUCUGCUGGACGUGCUCAUCACAACUCACGCCAAAGCUACUCGCAGGUAUAGUCCUCUCGCCAGCCAGAAAUCGAGGAUGGUAGAUUUGUGUCUCGUCGCAUGUCCAUCCAACUUAGUGGACCCAACCGCUGUCGCUGCGAAAAAAGCCAUCGAUGUCUUGCGCACAAGGCUUCCCGGCUCAUCCAUCAACCAUAGCGACGCCCCCCCGCUACUGGACGUCCCAAUCGUGAUCAGCAUCGAAGUCAAAAGGAGCGGCGGCGACGAACAGCGACAAACACUUCAAGUUGGCACUUGGCAGGCCGCAUAG
Messenger RNA from Pyricularia grisea, 1074 nucleotides. RefSeq lists its product as uncharacterized. The coding region runs from base 1 to 1074 and encodes 357 amino acids. NCBI's taxonomy places the organism in Eukaryota, Fungi, Ascomycota, Sordariomycetes, Magnaporthales, Pyriculariaceae. The record is from RefSeq and is a predicted model, not a curated record. The transcript has 3 exons.